AUGUGUGAUGCUGCAGAUGAUCUUCUGAGAGCUCUGACGGAUGCUCAAGCGGAUUCACAUGUCUCUUCGCGUGAGGAGGCCGACUCGUUUCACCAAAGCGUCAAUCGAUUGUGCAGUGCGCAGUGGCUCGCACAUAAUCGACAUUGCCGGCGCAUCUACCGUACGCUUUGCGAGUUCUGCAAACCUGCGGAUGUUGUCCUGGAACUUCGGCAAACGACGAAUGACCUCUGGCGUACAUGGAAAGCCAUACAGUCCACCUGUGGGGGCACCUUGGCGGAAAUGCUUUCAAGACUCACGGAUGCUAAACUGGUUGAGAAAGACAAUUAUGAAAAAGACACUAUUAUCCUCCUCUUGUCACUACUAAAGAGUGACAUGAAUGAGGCGGGUGACAGUCUAUCUUUGAUGGAACGGGGCUUGCAGCAACUGCGGAAUGACGUGGAGCGAGAGAGUGCAUUGACGUUGGACGCCGCAUCGCAGCGGAGGGCGCUGCGAAAGCGACGGAUUCAACGUCUUGUAGCAGUGCAACUUGGACAGGAAAAUAUCAGUCGGUUGCUAGAGGAAGAGUCACACCGUAUUUCGGAGUUGAAACUAAAGUCAAGCGAAUUACAGGCAAACAUGGAAGGACAACUUGCACAGCAAAUGACUGUCAGUUCGUCGCUAAAGGUCGGCCAUGACAGCCAGACUUGCUCAUAUGAGUUGAACCCAGCGUUGCUGCGCCAGCUGGGCUUAGAUAUAAAGGCCCAUGAAAUGGCUCAGGCAGCCCUCUUAUCGAAAACGCACCAAGUGCUGAAUCACCUGGUGCAAACUGCGGAUUUCCAAAUGAUGCCGAGCGUUGUGCAGUCACACAAAACACAAGCUUCAGGGAAAGGUGGCUUGAUGGAAGCCUUGACACCUCGAUUAACACACAGUGUGAAUGCAUCUCUCCUUGCGCGGGCUGAGUGCCUGUUAAACCGCUCAUGGGAGGAGGGUAUGGGCAUGGAUGAGUGUUAUGCAGUAGGAACAAACUCUGAGCAUCGUACCCGAAACGAUGACUACUCGACAGCUGCCUUGGAAGACCAUGCGUCAAAGCUGCAGCGGCAAGCUGCGGUGAGUAUUUCGUCUGCUGCACGUGCCCACCGAAUUUCAGGCGCUUCGAAAGAAAUUCUCCAAAGAGGCAAUAAUGGAAGAGAGACUGCUCUUCGUGCUGAGUGUGGGGCUGGCGCUCAGCUGAUUCUCAAGCAAAAGAAUGAAGUAGCACGAAUUCCCCUUCAGAGUCAUGUGGGAGGGUCGCACGGCACGGUCGUUUUGAGCAGUGGAGGCCGAUCGUCUCUCCUUGACUGUUCGAUUAAAGAAGGUUCAAGUAUUCCAGUAAUUGACGCUACUCGACUCACGCCCAAAGAAAUGGGAGGAAUGAAAACACGACACGGUGCCGACAAUGAGUCGUUGCAGCUGACGCCUCCUGACGACCCUGUUGUUACCGCAGUGUUGGUGAGCAGUGAGUCCGAGUUCCAAGAGGCAGACGUGACUCCACAACCUUCGGGAGGUGAAUUUUUACCACUAGUGCUCAAAGAAGCUGGAAACAGCGUGAAUCCACGACUAUCGAGGUCAUCUAUACUUCACCACGAGGCACAGAAACUCAAUGUCACGAGAAGUAAGGCUCUCGUUCUCGCACGAAUACGCAAACUUGCGCGAGUAACGGACGGCACUCCUUCUUUACUAUCCCAUUACACCGCCGACAAGAAAUGA
Molecule: messenger RNA, 1725 nt
Organism: Trypanosoma grayi
Lineage: Eukaryota; Euglenozoa; Kinetoplastea; Trypanosomatida; Trypanosomatidae
Exons: 1
Coding region: 1-1725 (574 amino acids)
Source: RefSeq, a predicted model, not a curated record